Molecule: messenger RNA, 6516 nt
Organism: Megalopta genalis
Lineage: Eukaryota; Metazoa; Arthropoda; Insecta; Hymenoptera; Halictidae
Source: RefSeq, a predicted model, not a curated record
GAGAAAGACGGGCACGCGACGGCAUCUCACCUGUUUGCCAACCCGCCAGUCUAGUUUACGCGCCCGGUCAUCCGCCGGCUCUACAAGUGGGUAUUCCAUUGCGACUCCUAGACGCGCUCGUUCUCCACGUUCGACUACCGAUCGCCGUUUUCUUUCGGUCCACCGAGUACCGUGGUUAUCGUACGUCCGACUCCGAGGUCCGACCAUCGAAUUUCGCUGGCCGCGAGGACGCUCCUGGUGGAUCUCCACGGGUUUGCCUCCAGUCGAGACACGUAUCACCAGCGACGGAAACGAUGAUGCGGGCGCAACAUGAAAGCGGCCCCCAUCUUCCGAGAGAAGAGGAAACGAUUUAAAGAAGCGGUCGGGGGACGAUGACUUAAGAUCCCACGGGGGACCACAGCGAUCAACAGGAGAAAGAAGUAACAAAAUUGCAAAUGGCUCUGAGGCAGAAUCGAUACCGUCGUGACGCAAAGAACCGUGAAAGUUCUCGAGGUCGAGGUGCUUUCCUCCCCGUCUCAACGAGCCAAUCCGCCGUGCUACUUCGAGAUCGAUGCGUGUAAAGUUCGCGCGAAGUGGAAGCCUCGAAGUUGUCCCCGUGCAGCGGCUCGAGGACAGGAAUAACGAUAACGAUUCUUCCGACUUGCGCGCGCGAUAAUCACGCCUAGAUCAUCGGAGAGGAUAUAUUACGUAGUGACCGUACACACGCCCGCACACAUUGACAAUGAGCUUCUUGAACUCGUUAUCGCAGAUAGUGACCGACAGCGUCGCGAGCUUGGGUCUCAGCCCGAAACGGUUCUCCUUCAACCGAGAGGACUCGGCCUCCAGCGCGACCGGAAGAAGCAGCUCCACCGGAAGCGUCACUGGGACAACGAACACAAACUCUACCGCGCAACAAUCGACCCCACAUGGCUAUCCCAAGGUAGUGCCACCUCCGGGCACUACGCCGUCCUCCCAUGGACGCUCAUUGUCGACGCGUAGACGAACCCUCGAGUGCACUUCCUCCCCAGGACUGACGGUGCAUCCAGCGACAGGAAGUGCAUCGGGCAGCACGUCACCGCGCAGAGUCGGUUCUUUUCGGAGGAGCACCGGUUCCUCCGAUCGGCCGCCUUUGAUGUUCUGUCGAAGGAGACCCUCUUGGCCGGAAGUCGACAUACAGGCUACUUCUGGGGUUCAAGAAACGGAUGGUUCCUUCUUCGAAAGUUUCACCGCAUUAUCUUGGAAACAACAGAAUCGAAGACUCGUGGUCCUUCAAGAAUUGGAGGCUAGAUCGAAGGAACCUCCGCCACCGUCCAGCGACCACAGUUUGACUUCAUCUCAUUACGGUUUCACUAAUAAAGAGUUGGAGCAGUUGUACAUAGAAGUUCUCUACACGAUUGCCAAUACAGUGGGCGCCAACACAGGACAAUAUGCUCACUACAAGGAAGAUCUUUAUAUGUACGCUCAAGAAGCUUUUAGAGUACCACAAGAUCAACAUCGUCGAUAUCUGAAUAUUGCUUCUGAGGAGAAGCCCCCAAUUGUUGUUUUGAGCGUCGUGGUCGUUGAAGCCGAAGGAUUAGAAGCCAAAGACGCAAAUGGAUUCAGUGAUCCUUACUGCAUGCUGGGAAUUCAGCCGGGUAACACGGCGAGUGUGCCGUCGAGUCCUCAGACGAAUUUAACAGCACACUCGCCCCACACACCUCCAGCCUCGCCUCGACAAGCAACCCGGGCCCUUUCCGACGGUGGCGAAACCGAAAACUCACAGCACGAGAAACUGCGGAAGCACCAUAGUUUCAGGCUGUCGUUCAAGCGCAAGGAGCACACGAGCAGACGCGAACAUCGAGAGUCCUUAAGCGGCGCGGUUCCGGCGAAGUUUAUACGGGCGACCACGGUGAAGCCGCACACGCUCAGCCCGCGAUGGAACGAGAAGUUUCGUUUCGACAUCGAUGAUAUCCAUACAGACAUUCUGCACCUAGACAUAUGGGAUCACGACGACGAGUCCUCGGUAUUCGACGCUGUUAGCAAGCUGAAUGAGGUUCGCGGCGUCAAGGGUCUCGGACGGUUUUUCAAGCAGAUCGCGCAGAGCGCGAGAUCCGGCGGACAGGAUGACUUCUUGGGCUGCGUGAAUAUCCCUCUGCAGGACAUCCCGAGCACCGGACUCGAUCGAUGGUACAAACUUGAAGCUAGAACACAACGCAGCACUAUUCAGGGUAGAAUUAGAUUAAAGCUGUGGCUAUCAACGAGGGAGGACAGGGGAACCUCUGAAGAAGACAAUUGGGGGGAAUUGAGGCAGCAGGAAAGACUCUACACCGUUUUCCUCAACCACGAAAUGAACAAACAAGGGGAAGACUUCACGGGAGAAUUGCCACAAACGGCACUAACAAUUCUUCACCAACACGCCGUCCAAGGUGAUGUCACGGAGUUGCAGCAAGCGUUAGUUAAAUGGAUAGCAACCUCGCGACAGCCAAACUGCGAUCCGCGGAUUCUCCACCGGCUUCUUCAGGAGUUGGAUAAAGUUUGGCACACAGAUACACUUUCCCGAGACGUGGCACAGUGUCUUGCCGAUUCCUUCAAUGACUUCCUCGAUGUCUCCUUAAAGAAAAUUCGGCAGCAUCGUAUACUAUACCCGCCGUUACAUCGACCAUCGAUCUCUAAACUGGAUUAUCUUCUUAGAUGUUUAGGACUGCUAUCAAAUAUGUCAGCUUUUCGAUCGUGUUGUCCUUUCAACAAAGAAAUUCGUGGAGAAAUUAUAACUGCCUUAAGAAAAGGAACCCUCGAUUGGUAUGAAAGUACGAGACUGCAAACAAUGUGUUAUGACAAGGAACCUGAUCAGGAUGCAGACAAAGUCUUGCAAGACUUUACGAACUUAGUAACUGCAUUACUGGUAGACUUGGAACAGGGGUUGUCUUACUAUAACAGCCUCUUUGAAAGCACGAACGGUGUGCCAUAUUUUGCAGCGGUGUAUAAACAAUUGGACAAGCUGCUGGCGGAACACGUGGCGACACACAUGGAGAACACUUCCGAGAUGGAAAACGAGCUUGGAGCAAGGGUCACUACAGCCUGUCUUCAGCUACACGGUCAGAAUGCGGACGAAGAGUAUGUUUUACCACCAGGCGCUGAAAUAGGGACACCGAUGUUCGAACUAUACCUUGCUUUACAGGAUUUCGUCAUAAUGAAGGAGAAUCUGCCGCAGUCGGACCACAAAACUUUAGCAAUUUGCAAGUUUUACGAAUUGUUCAGACCAGCUGUCGACAAAUGGUUGGACCUGGCUAAACUGAAAGCGAUUCAACGUGUACGGAAGUCGGCUGAACUCGAUCGAAUCUGCACUGGCGAAUACAUAGUGAAACAUUGCACUUCGGCGAUAGAUGUUACAGCGUGCUUCUAUCAGAUCAAAGAAUUUUGGAAAAAGUUGGCUUGGCCCGACCUUCCGGGAUCGUAUAAUUUAGUACUGAAAGUUAUCGACGCGAUAUGCACUUCUGCGGCAUACUACGCGGAGAUCACUCAUCAGAAACUCGCCGAGAGUGGUUAUUACGAGGAGCAAACCCCAUACAAGACCACAGACGAGGUAAUCGCCCAGAUGUGUGUGGCCAUCAAUGGCCUCGAGUACGUCCGAAGGUGGCUCAUGGACUUAGGCGAGGAGCUUCAUGUUGAGAAACUUUUGAUGGCGCUGGAAAGCCAAGCAGGCGAUUCUGCUAGGGUACAAUGGAGAACCGCUUUGACAUCUCCGCUGGAACAAACUCCGGGACAGAUGUUGCUCUUCAUAAACCAAAUUGUUUCGAGAAUCGGCACGAAGAUGAGGCCACCCCUGAAGAAGGCAAUUUUCCAUUUGGCUUGGUCGCCGGAUAGUUUGCCCACUACAGAGGCAAUUGCACCAUUACUGGAAUAUUUGGACGUCCAUCUUGUGACGCUGAAUUCGGCUUUGCUUACGGUGAACUUUAUGCGAGUUCUCCAAGAUAUUUGGGAAGUUGUGCUGGGAGAAUUAAGCAACCAGAUGGAUGGAAACGCAGGGGAUAAACCUGCGAUGUUUUAUGAGAGACUCCACGAAGCCUUGGAUUUGCUGAUGAAAUUCUUCCACGCGGACGAGAAAGGCCUCCCUUACGAUACGCUGCAUUCACAGAGUUUUAUGAACGCCGAGGAACGCUUGCAGUAUCACAAAAUGGACACGGCAUUCUUGAUAGAUCGUUUCUAUCGACAACGACUUCAGGACCAAAUGAACACCGUCUCUACAGAGUACGGUGUUCUGACAGUGAUGGCAUACCUCAAUCACGAUUCUCUUUGGGUGGAAGUGAAAAAUGCCAGGGAUGUGAUUCCGUUGGAUCCGAACGGUUUCAGCGAUCCGUUCGUGAUAAUCGAGCUGUUGCCGCGAAGAGUCUUCGAGCAUUGUGCUGAACAGCAAACCAACGUGAAGAAGAAGACACUGCACCCAAUAUUCGGGGAGAGUUUCGAGUUCUCUGUAACGGUGGGGCAGUGUCAAAGUCCGGAUGCUAUGGUACUUUUUACGGUGAUGGACCACGAUGUCAUCAAACCGAAUGACUUCGCGGGCGAAGCAUUCUUAGGACUCAGUACGAUACCAGGCGUGGCAGAUACAAACGCAAGCAUUGACAAUUUCCACGGCCUCAAGCCGACCGAAUUACCCCUUAUGCACCAAAAAAAUCGAAAUCAUCCAAUUCUUCAAAUUUUGGAGACAAGAGUCGGCGACAGGAUGGCCAUCGACUUCGUGAAGAGACAAAGGCAACGAUUCGCCCAAACGUAAAGCCGUGAUCGCCGCGAACGAAAGGAUUGUUCGUAGCGAUCGCGGGUGAUUGGAUCCUACUCUUCGAUGGGGAGAAACGAGGGCGAAUGGACAGAAAACGAAAUCCAUUCCCUUACAGAAAAGCUCGCCGAUCCCCCAAUUUCUUCUGAAAUGCUCGCCGGAUUUUUCUCACGGGAGAUCUUCCUUUCUCGUCUGUGUAAAUCGUGUUGAAUGUAAUAGGUGUUGGUAAACUAAAGAAAACUAAAAGCAGAAUACAUGUUUAAAAAUAAAAAAAAAACAAAACAGAUUCAGGGAGGCUAAAACGAAAUCAAACGAGAACGAAAAAGAAAAAAAGGAAACAUAUAUCCAAAGCUAUUUUUGUGUCAAGAACGAACCAAAGAACCGCGGGGGGGAAAUAGAGGAGCGAUGUUCCAGUCAGUCGAUGUGAUGUAUCUAAGGAUAAAUGUUUUAAAAGGAAUAAUAAAAAAAAAUACUAUAAAAAACGAUGAAAUCGUCGAGACCGUCGAAACUUGAAGCAAUGCUAAACGGUCGUGACAUACGAACACGCCCACGGGAAAUCAUAAUUCUUUGGAAAACGAGAACGAAAGUAACGUUUAACACACACACAUACACACAGUGGAUCAUUGAAUCUCGAAACGUCCAUCGAUUGCAUGCCGAAGUGAAACGAGAUCAUCGCCGAUUCGCAUCGCUUCGACGGAUACAGAUCAACUCAGCAGAGUCAAUAUACGAUAUUUUUCUUAUUUCUCAUUGGCUAACAGUCUAUUUCUAUCUUUUCACCGUCGUCUGUCACUUCUUCGAUCACGAUCGAACUAUUCUAUCACACGCGAGCCCUUUCGCCAUCUGCACGACGGAUUUCGAUCGACGUUUACGAAAAACAAAAACGCCAAAAAAAAAGAAGAAAAAAUAUAGAAGAAGUGAAAGGGGCGAGAAUCAGAAGUCGUAAGAUAAACGAGAAUCUCGUUGCAUGUGUACGUAAGGAGACGAUCGGAAACGAUCGAAGAAAACGAAAACGCAAGUGUUAUAAUUAAUCAAUACCAAGUGAGGUGUACCCUUAUGUCUCUACUGCAGGUAUUCGUGUUUGAUUUGCUCGUACAAUCUGAAGUCUUUCUAGAGCUUUUCCGAUCUAUCGGCACGACGAUGACACGGCUUCUUCGCCCGGAAGAUUUAUCGGUGAACCACGCUAAUCAUUUCGACGGAAAUUCAACGGGUACCAGACCAGGGAUAUUCGAGGGAAUCGUCUUAAAUGAUCGAGAAAAUUCGAAAUUGAAGAAAUCGGCCAAGUCGCUUCACCAAAGGGAGAAACCAAGACUGUCGUUCGCGAACAUGUGUUACACAGAGGAAACAAAAAUCGACAUUGGCGAUCACCAUACCCGAAUGAUGAAACUUGUAGCUUCGAAAUCGAACCGGAAAUAAACAUGACAAAAACGCACACCCGUCAAUUAUUCUACUGCACGAUAUAAUGCGCGUCUUAUUCACGUUUACAAGUAUGUACGAAGAAAAAAAAAAGAAGAGGAACCUAAGGGUCAAGAGUUAUGUAAGCUCGAAUAUCGAACACCCUGGAGAAAGAAUACGAAAUAUCACGGUAAUUGUUAAAAAAAAAAAAAAGAAAAACAUGAAAUUACAGAAGAAUACGGUGAUCUCUCGAAAAGUCGUCUGUCCGAAUCUCGAUAUAAUCUCGUGCAUCGAAUCCAAUCGAACUCUAUUUGCUUUUUUCAACCUUUUACAAUCACCAAAACAUAUGUACGAUCUGUCUUGUAUCGUGAGACAAAUAAAUUAAUGUAAAUGUA